Molecule: messenger RNA, 1326 nt
Organism: Micromonas pusilla CCMP1545
Lineage: Eukaryota; Viridiplantae; Chlorophyta; Mamiellophyceae; Mamiellales; Mamiellaceae
Exons: 3
Coding region: 50-1174 (374 amino acids)
Source: RefSeq, a predicted model, not a curated record
CGACUCCGACCGCACGCGCACCGAACCCCGCGUCCACUCACCCCGCAUCAUGUCGGACAGCGACUCCGAUCGCGAAGAGCGCGAGGACGAGACCCUCGGCAACCCCGCGGUCGUGGACAAGUACAAGGUCGCCGCGGAGAUCGCGAACAAAUCCCUCGCCGCGGUCAUCGCCGCGUGCGUGCCCGGCGCGAAGGUGGUGGACGCGUGCGCGCUCGGGGACAAGUCAAUCGAGGACGAGGCGGCGAAGUUUUACAACAAGAAGGGCGCCGACGGCCAGAAGAUCGAUAAAGGCAUCGCGUUCCCGACGUGCGUCAGCGUGAACAACCAGGUCUGCCACAACUCCCCCGCGCCGGACGACGACGCGGUGAUCGAGGAGGGUCAGGCGGUGAAGAUCGAUCUCGGCGCGCACGUGGACGGGUACGUCGCCGUCGUCGCGCACACGCACGUCGUCGGCGCGGAUGACAGGGUUCCCGCGGGGGCUCAGGCGGACGUCAUGGAGGCUGCGGUCGUCGCGUCCGAGGCGGCGAUCCGGAAGCUCCGCCCCGGCGCGAGCACGUCCGACGUCGCCAAGGCGAUCGAGACGGUCGCGAACGACUACGGCGUGAAGAUCGUGGAGGGGGUUUUGACGCACUCGAUGAAGCGAUUCGUCAUCGACGGCAACAAGGUGGUGCUGAAUAAGCCGACGCCGGAGCUCAAGGCGGACGAGACGACGAUCGAGCUCAACGAGGUGUACGCGCUGGACAUCGUGCUCAGCACCGGCGAGGGGAAGCCGAAGAUGCAGGACGAGAAGGAGACGAACGUGUACAAGCGCGCGAUCGAGAAGAACUACAAGCUCAAGAUGCAGGCGUCGCGCGCGGUGUUUUCGGAGAUUUCCAAAAAGUUUCCCACGAUGCCGUUCACGAUGCGCGCGAUGGGGGACGUCCGCGGCGCGAAGCUCGGCCUGUCCGAGUGCAUGAAGCACGAGCUCUUGCACGAGUACCCGGUGUUGUACGAGAAGCCCGGGGACGCGGUCGCGCACGUGAAGUGCACGGUGUUGGUGAUGCAAAACGGAAACGACCGCGUCACGACGUUCGCGCCGCAGGUCACGAAGAGCGAGAAGGAGCUGAUGGACGAGGAUCUCAAGGCGCUCAUCGCGGAGCCGCUGAAGAAGAAGAAGAAGAAGGCGAAGAAGUGAGCGACGAGGAGCGGUCGGCGCGGUCGGCGCGGUCGGCGCGGUCGGCGCGGUCGCGGUCGCGGUCGCGUGACGCGCUUGAAGGUACUGUGAACGAACGGCGCGACUUUCGCCGUGCGAUAGUAAUAAUACCCUUCGGCGCGACCCGUAUGUAC